Messenger RNA from Ctenopharyngodon idella (grass carp), 718 nucleotides. RefSeq names its product leukocyte cell-derived chemotaxin-2. Lineage: Eukaryota; Metazoa; Chordata; Actinopteri; Cypriniformes; Xenocyprididae. The transcript has 5 exons. The record is from RefSeq and is a predicted model, not a curated record. The coding region runs from base 114 to 590 and encodes 158 amino acids.
CAGGAUUUCCCCAUGACCCCAGUCAAAGUAUAAAGUCUCACAGUUAAAUUAGCCAUACAGACUGGGGACGACAGCGGAGAAAGAAACAUCUGAAAACAAACACUUAUAGCAUCAUGAGACUUUACAUCCUUCUCAGUUUUCUGCUUUUGGCUGUGCUUUGCAGCUCUCUUGUUGAUGCUAGCCAAGUGAAAUUUGGCACCCUCUGCAGAGGUAACCCAAGUAACCGUAAAAGAGGAUGUGAUAAAAAGUAUGGCUGUGGAGACUAUGGAGCCAGCCGUGGGAAUCGGAAACAUAUGGGUCUUGACAUUGUGUGUGCUGAUGGAGACACAGUUCUUGCUCCAUUUGAUGUGAAGCUGAAUGGCAAAGCUGCACCAUACAUAAAGAACAAUGCUAUCAAUGAUGGCAUUAACUUGAGCGGAGAAGGUCUCUGCUUCAAGCUGUUCUACGUUAAGCCAGACCGUUACUCUGGGACCCUGAAAAAAGGGCAGAAGAUCGGAAGUCUGCUCCCAAUGCAGAAGGUUUAUCCUGGCAUCACUUCCCAUGUUCACGUUCAAAUGUGUGACAAAUCAGAUCCCACAAAGUACUUCUAAUGCUGAUGGAGUUGAUGACCACCUGCAACUAUCAAACCACUUCAGAAUCUUCUGUCAUUUAUAUCAGCUUUAUUUCUUCAUGCUGGUGCCCAGCACUUUGCAGUCUAACAAUAAAGUUCUGAAGACUA